UUUGCAAGAAACCUUGAGAAAGUAGAUAGUGGUAGUUUUUGCGAAGUGUUCGUUUGUCGAGAAGAGAAACUGGUUCUCAAAGUUCUUCCGGUUUGUGAGGACAGCACACUCAGAGGAGGUUUUACAAAGGUCUCUGAGGCAACGAGACACCUCACUGCUGCUCGCCUAGUGUCUACGCUUGAUGAUUUGGGCGGGUCUGGUUUUUGCACGAGUACCUUUGAGAAGAUGAAUCGUGUCUACAUUGUGCAGGGAUCUCCCCCUAUUUAUCUUGAGAGGGGUUGGUAUAGAUACCUCUGGCGAUGCGGACAUUGUGAUAUCAUGUAUCCCUACUCCAGGCUCUCCUCGGAACAGCUGUGGUUCGUGAUGGAGUGUGAGCUGUGCGGGAUCCCCAUUCAUCGUGUGUUGCUACCCUGCGCACAGGCACGGCUGUCCGUCUUCGCCCAAGUCGCUCUUGCGUUGGCCGUUGGGGAGAAGCGAUUGCAAUUAGAGCACCGAGACCUCAAUUGCGGCAACAUCUUAAUUCAGACAGCGGGGAAGUGGGAGGAUUGUUGUAGCCAGGUGCCUCCCACUUCUUGUCUCGAGGGCCGAGUCUACCAACCAUGUCGUGGACCCACCGCCAAGAUUGUAGACUUUACAUUCGCCCGUCUGCAUCAUGGUGCGUCAUCAUUCCUUUCAUCCUUGCUGCAUUUUUUGAUGCAAUGUCGACGAAGUGUAGUCUUUGGUCCUCCAAUGGACAGAGGAUUAAAAGGAAAGUGGUCUCUCUACCGUCCACGCACCAAUGUCUUCUGGUUGGAGUUUCUGGCAAGGGUAUAUCUUGUACAACACUUGCGUGACAGUCGUGUUUGGCGUGGCAUUAAAGUCAAAGCAUGCCCAAUCCAUUGUGGUAGCUACGAUGACGGUGUCAGCACAAGGACUCUGGGAGAGAGGCAGGAGGAAAUACUAGCCCUACUGAAGAAGUCAGGGUCUGCAAUGGAUUUUGUUGCGCUGGCGCAGAAGCGCGCUCCCUACUUAUUCCAAAUUGAACGGCCUCAAGAAAAGAGAAGCAGCUCUUCUGAUAAAACAUAG
Molecule: messenger RNA, 1065 nt
Organism: Hydatigera taeniaeformis
Lineage: Eukaryota; Metazoa; Platyhelminthes; Cestoda; Cyclophyllidea; Taeniidae
Source: the annotation of a GenBank genome assembly